Molecule: messenger RNA, 1437 nt
Organism: Cucurbita moschata (crookneck pumpkin)
Lineage: Eukaryota; Viridiplantae; Streptophyta; Magnoliopsida; Cucurbitales; Cucurbitaceae
Product: post-GPI attachment to proteins factor 3-like
Exons: 7
Coding region: 194-1231 (345 amino acids)
Biological process (GO): GPI anchor biosynthetic process
Cellular component (GO): endoplasmic reticulum membrane
Molecular function (GO): hydrolase activity, acting on ester bonds
Source: RefSeq, a predicted model, not a curated record
UUAUUUUUUUUAAUGAAUAAACAAAUGGGAAGAGAAAGAUUCAUAUUCCCGAGUGCUUUCGCCAUUGUUGGAGCUUCAGUCUUCGGCCGAAACGCCUGAUUUCCCCUCUCGGUUGCCGACAAGCUUCGGAGUGUUGCAGAUCUUUCGCUUCCUAACGCGCCGAUGUGGAAGUGGGUAGUGCUGAAAAGAAUUGAUGCCCACUAUGAAGGAGUUCUCUUGGUGUGUCUUGGUAGGGGUGUUGGCAUGGUUCGUGAUUGGCUUGAACGCUAGUGCUGGUGAUAUUGACCCACAAUACAGGACUUGCAUAAAACACUGUGAAGAAACAGGAUGCAUUGAUCAGCAAUGCUUUCCCCAGUGCAAAUUCUCUUCAGAUGGCGUUUCUGUUGAUCAGCCAUGGUAUAUGCAAGAACCACUUUACAUAAGGUGGAAGCAAUGGGACUGCCAAAGUGAUUGCCGUUACCAUUGCAUGGUCAAACGAGAGGGCGAAAGAGAAGCACUUGGCUAUCAUCCUGUUAAAUAUCAUGGCAAAUGGCCCUUUAAGCGUAUAUAUGGAAUCCAGGAACCUGUUUCUGUAGCAUUCUCUGCUCUGAACCUUUCAAUGCAUUUUCAUGGCUGGCUGUCCUUUUUUAUCCUUCUAUAUUAUAAGUUACCUUUGAGACAAGACAAGAAGGCACAUUAUGAAUUUGCCAGUUUGUGGCACAUUUAUGCACUCUUUGCAAUGAACUCUUGGUUUUGGAGUGCUGUUUUCCACAGUCGUGAUGUGGUUCUGACAGAGAAAUUGGAUUACUCAUCUGCUGUGGCAUUACUUGGGUUUUCACUCAUUCUGGCAAUUCUAAGAAGUUUCAAUGCGAGGCAUGAGGCUACCAGAGUCAUGGUUGCAGCUCCUUUGCUUGCUUUUGCACUUACGCAUAUCUUAUACAUCAACUUUUACGAGCUUGAUUAUGGGUGGAACAUGAUCGUGUGUGUUACCAUGGGGUUGUCUCAACUUCUGAUUUGGGCAAUCUGGGCUGGUGUCACCCACCAUCCUUCUCGGUGGAAAGUGUGGACGGUGGUUGUGGGCGGUGGGUUAGCAUUACUACUGGAAAUCUAUGAUUUCCCACCACAUGAAGGGCUCAUAGAUGCUCAUGCUCUGUGGCACGCCACAACCAUCCCCCUGACCUAUGUGUGGUGGAGUUUCAUCAGAGAUGAUGCUGAGUUUCAGACCUCCAAUCUUCUCAAGAAGGCCAAGUAAGGCUGUUCUUGUUUCACAGGGGUGUUACAGGAGCUUACACUUUGUUCCCCUUCCCUUCCAUUCAUUUGAAACUGGAAAAAGAAAGAUUAGGCGUUGUUGUAUAACAAAUGUUGCAGUUCUUAGGAGAACGAGGCUGAGAAGCCUUUAUUGUACCAGAUCUUGGUUCUUGGUCUUUUACAGAUAUUUUUUUGUUUGAAUGCGUUGAA